Neogale vison (American mink) is the source of this 1257-nucleotide messenger RNA. RefSeq names its product syntaxin-1B. Gene Ontology annotation, biological process: vesicle fusion; intracellular protein transport; exocytic insertion of neurotransmitter receptor to postsynaptic membrane. The transcript is spliced from 10 exons. Bases 64 to 930 code for a protein of 288 amino acids. Lineage: Eukaryota; Metazoa; Chordata; Mammalia; Carnivora; Mustelidae. Gene Ontology annotation, cellular component: plasma membrane; endomembrane system; SNARE complex. Gene Ontology annotation, molecular function: SNARE binding; SNAP receptor activity. The record is from RefSeq and is a predicted model, not a curated record.
AGCAGCAGCAGAGGCAGGAGGAGGACGAGGAGGAGGAGGAGGAGGAGGAGGAGCCGUCGCAGGAUGAAGGAUCGGACUCAGGAGCUGCGGAGUGCUAAAGACAGUGAUGAUGAAGAGGAGGUGGUCCACGUGGAUCGCGACCACUUCAUGGAUGAGUUCUUUGAACAGGUGGAAGAGAUCCGGGGCUGCAUCGAGAAACUGUCAGAGGAUGUGGAGCAAGUGAAAAAGCAGCACAGCGCCAUCCUGGCCGCCCCCAAUCCAGAUGAGAAGACCAAACAGGAGCUGGAGGAUCUCACCGCAGACAUCAAGAAGACGGCCAACAAGGUCCGCUCCAAGUUGAAAGCAAUCGAGCAAAGCAUUGAACAAGAGGAGGGGCUGAACCGUUCCUCGGCGGACCUGCGCAUCCGUAAGACCCAGCACUCCACCCUUUCCCGGAAGUUCGUGGAAGUAAUGACCGAGUAUAACGCGACCCAGUCCAAGUACCGGGACCGCUGCAAGGACCGGAUCCAGCGGCAGCUGGAGAUCACUGGAAGGACCACCACGAACGAGGAACUGGAAGACAUGCUGGAGAGCGGGAAGCUGGCCAUCUUCACCGAUGAUAUCAAAAUGGACUCACAGAUGACGAAGCAGGCACUGAAUGAGAUCGAGACGCGGCACAACGAGAUCAUCAAACUGGAAACCAGCAUCCGAGAGCUGCAUGACAUGUUUGUGGACAUGGCCAUGCUUGUGGAAAGCCAGGGCGAGAUGAUUGACCGCAUUGAGUACAACGUGGAACAUUCCGUGGACUAUGUGGAGCGAGCCGUGUCCGACACCAAGAAAGCUGUGAAAUACCAGAGCAAGGCCCGGAGGAAGAAAAUCAUGAUCAUCAUUUGCUGUGUGGUGCUGGGGGUCGUCUUGGCGUCAUCCAUUGGGGGGACGCUGGGCUUGUAGGCCCCCCACCCCUGUCUCCCCCAGACCCUCCCCCCCACAUUGGGAGCAAUACCCCCACCACCCCUUUCACUCCAUCCCCUGCUCCAGGCUCACCCCCAAGACAGACCCAGGCAGCCCCGCUUCCCCACUUCCCGUCGGACCCCAGAGUCCCCGGACCUGCCCCCCACCCGCCACGGACCACCCCCCGCACGUAGACAGCAGCAGGCGUGAUUACACACGCACACCCACAUGCGUGCCGCCAGAACAUGCUCAAGACGUGUGGACACCCCAGCGUGUGUGUGCGUGUGCGUACGUGUGUGUAGAAGCCCCCAACCCCCCUUCAGCACC